This is a messenger RNA of Rotaria sordida, 759 nucleotides long. The record is from the annotation of a GenBank genome assembly. NCBI's taxonomy places the organism in Eukaryota, Metazoa, Rotifera, Eurotatoria, Philodinida, Philodinidae.
AUGUAUGAGGGAGAAAUGAUACCGACAAGAAAUGAUGACGAUGAACCAGAUGUAAUUGAUUUAACAACCUGUCCUGGUUAUUAUGGAUAUCUUGAUUGUCCUAUUCGACCACCAACACCAUUUGCUGAUAAUUCAAUAUGGCCUCCAAUCGUAUCAGGAUAUAAGGAUACUAAUGGAGUUAUUACUUGGCCAUCAUCUGAACAACAAUCAAGUCUGGAUUAUAAGACAGAUAAUAACGAGAAAAUUGUUCUCUCGUCAUCUCAUGCAUCAUCACCAUCAUCACGACGCACACAUAAUACAUGGCGACGAAAACUAAGUAACUUUUUAAAACGAACAAAAUCAAAUGAACAUCGAACAGUUAUCUCUUCAACAAAUACUGAUGAAAUACAACCAUAUAAUUUUGAUAGUAAUGAAAUAACUCAAACAAAUUCAUCAAUAUCACGUAAUAGUGGUAAACGAGUACAUUGGAUUGAUGAUGAUGAAAUUAUAUUAAAUUUAUCUCAUCGUUUUAUUGAAUAUUUAAAAUUAUUCGUACAAAAUAUAAUUGAUAAUAAUAAUAAUAAUAAUGAAGAUAAAUAUUUAAUAAAUUGUCAAAUAUCAUUAGAUGAACUUGAUUCAUUAAUUGAUUGUCAACAAAUUAAAGAAGCAUUUGAAGAUAUAAUUGAAUUAACUAAAACACGAAACAAAAAUCUAUUACUUGAACAACAAACAUAUAUUGAAAAUUUACUUUCUCGUACUGUUCAUUUGUCUUCUACUUAA